UAAAUUCCACGCUAACUUCAGAAAAUUCACAGCCCAACCCAAUAAAUUCCACUCAAAUUGAAGAAGGCAAGCAGACCCAGCAGAGAAAAAAUAUUAUUUGUUUUACAAAUUAAACAGCAAAAAGAAAACAAUAAUUUGAAAAUGUCUUGGCAGACUUAUGUAGACGAUCACUUGAUGUGUGAUAUGGAGGGGAAUCGUCUCACAUCUGCUGCCAUUAUUGGCCAUGAUGGUACAGUUUGGGCUCAAAGUGAUAAUUUCCCUCAGUUUAAACCAGAUGAAAUUGAAGCAAUGAUGGGAGAUUUUAAUGAACCAGGUAAACUUGCUCCUACAGGGCUAUAUCUUGGUGGAACAAAGUAUAUGGUGAUUCAAGGGGAGCCAGGAGCCGUUAUAAGAGGAAAGAAGGGUCCCGGUGGUGUUACCGUCAAGAAGACCAACCAAGCAUUGCUCAUUGGAAUUUACGACGAGCCUAUGACUCCUGGUCAAUGCAACAUGGUUGUUGAGAGGCUUGGAGAUUAUCUCAUUGAACAGGGUCUGUAGUAAUGUCCACGCAAUGGCGACGGUUUCUCACGCAUAAUGUAUUUCUGCCCUUUGAAAAUCAAACCUAUUUCUCUUUCCUGAGGGAUUCUUGAAUUGCUGUUAUGCUGAAAUAUUGCAUGGAAUGUAGUAGCAUUCGUAACUAUCUUAUUUAUCUAAUUUCUUAUCGGUCCAAUUAUUGGUUGCUGAUAUGGCAAACUAAA
Olea europaea var. sylvestris is the source of this 737-nucleotide messenger RNA. RefSeq names its product profilin-1. Gene Ontology annotation, molecular function: actin monomer binding. Gene Ontology annotation, cellular component: cell cortex. Bases 142 to 537 code for a protein of 131 amino acids. The transcript is spliced from 3 exons. NCBI's taxonomy places the organism in Eukaryota, Viridiplantae, Streptophyta, Magnoliopsida, Lamiales, Oleaceae. The record is from RefSeq and is a predicted model, not a curated record.